Messenger RNA from Clupea harengus (Atlantic herring), 6222 nucleotides. RefSeq names its product jumonji and AT-rich interaction domain containing 2a (gene jarid2a). NCBI's taxonomy places the organism in Eukaryota, Metazoa, Chordata, Actinopteri, Clupeiformes, Clupeidae. Gene Ontology annotation, cellular component: nucleus; chromatin. Gene Ontology annotation, molecular function: DNA binding. The record is from RefSeq and is a predicted model, not a curated record. Gene Ontology annotation, biological process: regulation of gene expression; chromatin remodeling.
CUGUUUGAAGUAAUCUGAUAUCUGAACAAUCCGAAAUGUCUUCAGUUUGGUUGCUGAUAUUUUUUACCACAUAUGUGACUAAAUAAUUUCUCCAUUUUCACAUAGCCUCGCUUACGUUUUAGCCUACAGAGUUGCCCUUUGGUAUAACUAGUAAUCAUCUACAAAUUGGGGGUAAUGUUUGGGCGUUUAAUUGGGGACAGUAAAGUUACAGGCAUUUAAAGUUACCGCGAAAUGUGGUCAUGCGUUGUGAUAGGACUGUGCUGCCGAAGAAAGACACCAGCAGUUCGUAAUAACAUUGGUGGCGAGGAGUUCGCACAUUAUCUGAUAACAACGGUCAAAUAACUCUGGACGUCAUUUUCACCGAAAUAUAUAGACAUUUACCCCGACACAAUGUAACAUUUAACGAUAGAUAAUCGCCAAGGGGGACGUUACUGCGAUUGCGGGCUGCGCUUUCUGGAGGAUUGACGACGCUUUUUGUAUGCCUAAUGGAAGAUUCUGAAAUGCUUUAUGGUGGAUAUGUUAUACCGUGGUGAUUUUUCGUGUUGAACCGGGGUUUCCUCUUCUUGGAUGUAUAUUUUGGAAUCUUCUUUAUGCGAUUUGUGAUUCUGCAGAAUCGAACACAGGGAUAAAACAAUCUCUGUCUACCUCGCCAUAUCGCUACCCGGGAUUUAAAUUAUCACGUGUUAUAACAACGGAACCAUAAAUAGUAGCCUACAUCAAAAUUAAUGUGGCGACUCAAUCUUUAGCGAAUACAAUCUGGAUUGCAGAAUGAGCAGGGAAAGACCCAAGAGGAAUAUCAUUCAAAAGAAAUUUGAUGAUAACGAUGGCAUCCCCUGGUCGGAAGAGCGCGUGGUGCGCAGGGUGCUCUACCUUUCCCUCAAAGAGUUCAAGAGAGAACAGAAGAGUAAAGUGGUGGGGAAGAACCGCCACGGAAAGGGGGUCAUUAACGGUGCUUUAGCAAAUGGCCAUUCGAGCGGAUCGAGUUCCAGGUCGACUGCGUCAAAAGGGGGCAUGUUCACGGGCUCCUCCAAGGCAGACCGGUGCCGGCGCCUGGCCCCGGGUCACGAUGGGGCCAGCGAAUCCUCCGAGGAGGGGCCUGCACGCAAGCGGCCCAGGCUGCAGGCUCAGAGGAAGUUCGCCCAGUCUCAGCCCAACUCCCCUAACUCCACCCCGGUCAAGAUGGUGGAGGCCAUGCCGCUCAGCCCCGUCCCUCCACCCAGCCACCUCUCCAAGCGCCGGCCCAAGACAGAGGACUUCCUCACCUUCCUCUGUUUACGAGGUUCUUCAGCGUUGCCCAGCAGCAUGGUUUACUUUGGGACGGCUCAGGAGGAUGGGGAUGUGGAGGAGGAGGAGGACGAGGAAGAUCAGGAGCAGGAAGCAGCCACCAGCGAGGCAUCAACAUCCUGCCAGUCGACUCCACGGAAACACAAACCGCCCGGCAAACCCACAGCCAAUGGCCACGUUUUCAGUGGCCAGGGCAAAGCCACAGGAGGAGCAAAGGAGGUGAGCCUCCGGUCCAGGGGGAAGGAGUCUCCCCAGGGGAAGGAGAAGAACCAGAGGGAGCAGCAGCGCCGCUCCGACCACCACGCCAGGGCCCCGGCUCGCUCCUCCACCACCACCCACAACCUGAGGCCCAGCAGGGCGGUGCAGGAGCGGCUGCAGCAGGUUUCUAAAAUGAACGGGAAUGCGCAGCAAUCUUCCACCAGCACGCGGAAGGCGAAAGACCCCCUUCCCCCGCCACCGCCACCGCCGACCAAAGCUGUGAAGUACCCCAAGGGCCACGUCACCUACACCAAAGCGAGGUUGCUCAAGGAGGCCAAGCUCCACCCCGGCACUCGCACCAGCCAAGCCACCAAUUCGCGCACCAACACCCACGCUAACACCCACGCCAGCAACACCAGCCAGCCCCCCCAGAAACCCAACUCAGGAAAAGCCCAGAGCAGCCAGGCCAAGACCGUCCGAGCGGUGCUACCCCCGAAGGCCAACGGCUGCUCCAGGCUGAGCGGCAAGAGUGGCAGGAGAGCCGAGGCGGCCGGGGAGACAACGCAGCCGCAGCCACCACGGCGUAACGGACUCAGGCAGUCCAAGAGACGACUGGAGGCGGCCACCAGUGGGGGUGCCAGCCCGGCCAGGAAUGGGCAGGAGGUUGGCGUCAAAAAGGUCAAAGUGCAGACGGUGUCUCCGGAGACGCGGUGCAAGAAGACUGUUGCUGUUCCGGCCGAGCCGCUCGCCCGAGACAAGGUCGCCACAGAAACGGCCGCAGCCAACAACUGUGACGCGCUGGCAGCAGGCCAGCAGACGGCCGCCUCCCAGAGGCCCAAGCGCGUGUCGGCCGGGCGGCUGAUGUUCACUCGCCAGGCUCAGCCCAGACCGCCCCCUCCACAGCCCACAACUGCCCCACCUCCAACGGAAAUGCCCCCGCCGCUCCCUCCACAGCCCACAACUGCCCCACCUCCAACGGCAUUGCCCCCGCCUGCCGAGCCCCCCAAACCGGCCGAGCCGAAAGCGGCCCGGGAGAGGGAGCGGGGUAAGCGGGGUGCCAGUACGGGCGCAGGGGUAGGGGCAGGGGCAGGGGCAGGGGCAGGACCAGGAGCAGGGGCAGGGGAAGGGGCAGGGGCAGAGGCAGGGACGGGGGCAUUUACCGGCCUGACGGACGUUCCGGUGUUCGAGCUGGUGACGCAGGAGUUCCAGGACCCGCUGACGUACAUGGCGCGCGUGCGGGAGCGGGCCGAGCCGUUCGGGCUGUGCCGCGUGGUGCCGCCCGGCUUCUGGAGGCCCGAGUGCAAGCUGAAGGACGAGAUGCGCUUCGUCACGCAGGUGCAGCACGUGCACAAGCUGGGACGCCGCUGGGGCCCCAACGUGCAGCGACUCGCCUGCAUACGCAAGCACCUCCGCAUGCAGGGCAUCGCCAUGGACGAGCCCCCACUCAUUGGGGGCUGCGAGCUGGACCUGGCCCGCUUCUUUCAGCUCAUCAACGACAUGGGCGGCAUGCAGCAGGUGACCGACCUGAAGAAGUGGAGCCGCUUGGCCGACCUGCUGGGCAUCGCCAAGUCCGCCCAGGACCGGCUGGCCAAGCUGCAGGAGGCCUACUGCCAGUACCUGCUCUCCUACGACUCUCUGCCCGCGGACGAGCGCGCCGGCCUGGAGCAGGAGGUCCUGGCCGACAAGGAGCUGCUGGAGAGGAGGAAGGGCCCCCUGGAGGGCCAGGCAGACUACUCCCAGCAUGCAUUGCUCCUCCUGCCACGCAGCGAGCCCAAGAACGGCCUGCUGAACGGCGUCCUGCACCCCAACGGCGCCCACCAGGGGAGGCUGAGGGAGCUGCAGCUGGAGACGGGCGGGAAGGGGUGCGGCAGCGGCGGCAGCAGCAGCAGCAGCAGCUGCAGCAGCCGGCGGAGAACCUCGUCCCAGGAGAAGAGAGAGAGAGCCGGGGGAGAAGAUGAAGAAGAGGAAACCGAGGAACAGGGGGGUGUGCCAAGUGACCAGCAUAAGUGCAUCUACAGGGGGAAAUCAGUGUCCCUUACGACGUUCUUCAGGACAGCUAGGAACACCAUGAACAUGUGCUUCAGCAAGGAACCUGACGCCGCGGAAGUCGAGGAGGAGUACUGGAGGAUUGUGGAGGAAAGGGAAAGCCAUGUUGCAGUGCAUUGUGGGAGAGUGGACACAAUGACGCAUGGGAGUGGCUUCCCUAUGGGCAAGUCUGAGCCAUUUUCAAAGCAUGGAUGGAACCUCACUGUCCUUCCCAAUAACUCAGGAUCCAUCUUACGCCACCUCGGUGCUGUGCCUGGAGUGACCAUUCCCUGGCUGAACAUUGGCAUGGUCUUUUCUACCUCAUGUUGGUCUCGGGACCAGAACCGCCUUCCAUACAUAGAUUAUCUACACACUGGUGCUGACUGUAUUUGGUACUGUAUUCCCGCUGAGGAGAAGACAAAACUUGACAAAGUAGUUCACACACUGCUGCAGGCUAAUGGAACUCCAGGACUGCAGAUGCUGGAGAAGAAUAUUAUGAUCUCCCCCGAGGUUUUGUGUCAAGAGGGCAUCCGAGUUCACCGCACGGUCCAGAAGAGCGGCCAGUUCGUGAUCUGCUUCCCAGGGACGUACGUGGCCAAGGUGUGCUGCGGGUACAGCGUGUCUGAGACGGUGCACUUUGCCACCCCCCAGUGGACGACGCUGGGCUACGAGGCUGCUAAGGAGCUGAAGCGGCGUCGAAUCGAGGAGCCAUUUUCCACAGAGAGGCUGCUUUACAAGAUGGGCAUGUUCGAGUCUAGACGGGAGAACAAAUUUUUGCAGAGUACAAUCUCCUCACUUCUCAAAGAUCUCAGGGACACAGAGAUUAGCCAACGGCGGGAUCUGUUCAAGGCUGGGCUGCGGUCGUCUGCGCGCUACCGGACGCUGGACAGCAGCCAACCCCCUGCGGAGGGCCGGAAGAAGCAGAGCGCGCGGUUGGCCGAGGACACCUCGGACCGGCGCUGCCAAACAUGCCAGCACCUGUGCUACCUAUCCAUGGUGGUCCAGGAGAGUGACAACGUCGUCUUCUGUCUGGAGUGCACCCUGCAUCUGGUUCAGAAGCGGCGGACCUCCAGGGGUCUAAAGAUGAUGUACCGCUACGACGAGGAGCAGAUGAACAGCUUGCUAAGCCGUGUGAGUGGGAGGGUGCAGGAGAGGAGCAGCGAGAGGCGAAGGACCGAGCCCCCGCCCCCGGCCCCCACACCAGCACAGCGCAGCCCCCGCGCCAGGAACUCCACCCAGGCCCCCAAACACACCCCCAGCUCCUGAAGGGCCCUCAGAUGUGACUCCCCCCCCCCCCCUCACACACACACACACACCCUCAAUCCCCUGCCACACUCCACCUUUCAACACUCUGAACUCUCCCCCCCCCCCUCCACACACACAGACACACACAGACACACACAAACACUUCCCCAACAGAGAUGGAGGACCUCUUCCCUGAAAGCACGAAAAAUCUUUUUGCACUAGUCCUGAGGUCAACUGUUUCUCUUUUUUAUCGUUAUUUUAUAUGAGUUUGUUGUUUUUUAGAUCUGAGUAUUUUCUGGUUGUUUUAGCAUUACUAUGAAUAUAGAUCUAUACAUAAAUACCAAUAUAUCUAUUAAAUGACCUUCUGUUUUGUGCUCAAAUGGUGCUGUAGUUUCACUCUCUUCCACAUGAGGCCUGCCUGCUCUCCUCUUAUAUAUCGCCCCCUGCAGGUCAUCCCCCUCAGUGAAAAAGUAAUCAGCCAGGAAGUGCAGAUUGAGACUACUACAAAGAAGUCACACAGCAGUUUAAAUAUAAGCUAUUUUGUUAAUCAGAAAGUACAAUUAUUAUUAUAAAAAAUACACUUUCCCUCUGGCCUGAAAUUGAGCAAAAUUAAUAGAUGCAGUGAAAUCGUUUAGUUUCAGACCUUUGAAUAAGGUUUCUAUGAAAAUGAAGCCAUUCAUUUUUAGCUUUAUUAUAAAUACUAUGAUGCUACUUUAUUUUGGUUGUAAGAAACAAGACCCCCCCCUUCCUAUCUGACACUAUUUCAUGAAAUUAGAUUUUACCAAAAAAAAAGAAGAAAACCCCACACAGAUGUGCUAAAUUACCCAACACUUAGCCAUGCUAAGCUAACUUAGCUUUUGUUCUCUACUUCCUCUACUUUGAGGGAGAGCAUGGUGGGUCUUAAGAGGCAAAUCCAAGAUGAAGACGAGGGGAAAUGGCCUUAUUCACCCUUCUGGAACCUUCAUCCGCCUCAGCAAGUCGUCCACAGGGUCACUCUUGUAACAUAUAUAAAUAAGUGCUGCUUAAAUCAUGAAGUAUGGCAUAGUGGUGAUCCCUAGUUUUUUAGCUUUACUUUUAUAAUAAAAGGGAAAUGUUAAAUAAUAAUAAUGAUAAAUAAAUAAUAAUAAUAAUAAAUUAGGUACAGUAGUAGCUCCUGUUGUUGCACUGGCACCCGAUUCUUUAGUCCCAACUUUAUCGUCGCUCCCCUAAAAAUGACUGAACUGUACUAGAGAUAAUCAACGAACACAGAGUUUGUGUUCUCCAGAGUUGUGGUUGUCUAGUUUUCGUUUGUUUUUUAAGGCCUUACAGUGUUUUACGAUGUUUUUUUUGUUUUUUUUACAGUAAACCUUGCUUGUCUUACAUUUUAUUUAUAAGCACUGAAUUUUCAGCUCUCCUAUCAAGUUAUGUCAUUACAGUUUUUUUCACUUUGCGGGUUUGUACUUCUAAGUAAAUAAACUAUUUCACUGUCAA